GUGACCACGGGACGCGGAAGUUUUGAUCUGAGGACCAGAGCAGCUCCUCCAGUCGGUGCUGCUCGAACAGAAAAUCGUCCUGUUUUAAAGUUCAGAGCUCGACACUCUAAAUGGGCAGGAUGACGCAGAAGUACCACCUGGAGGGCCAGGUCUACUCUGUGCCCCUGAUCCAGCAGGACCUGAGGAGGGAGGAGGCCGUGCACCAGAUCACUGACGCCCUGCAGCAUCUGGAAAAUAUCUCCACAGAUAUCUUUAACAGGGUGUCUCAGAGUGUGGAAAGGAACCGCGCUCACCUUCGGGCCGUCACUGACCGCAUUAAACUGGCUCAAGCGCGAGUCGACAAGAUUAAAGGAAGCAAGAAAGCCACCAAGGUGUUUUCCAGUGCUAAAUACCCAGCUCCUGAGAAACUGCAAGAUUAUUCUUCGAUAUUUAUCGGUGCCAUAGAUUCAGCAUCUCAGAAACGACCACGCUACAAAAUUCAGAGCAAGCUCCGCCCCCUGGAUGACAAGGCCUUACAGGAGAAGUUGAUGUAUUUUCCUGUGUGUGUGAACACUAAGAAGCGCUCGGAGGAUGAGACCGAGGAGGGACUGGGGAGUCUGCCAAGGAACAUCAGCUCCGUCAGCUCUCUGCUGCUCUUUAACACCACAGAGAACCUGUAUAAGAAAUACGUGUUCCUGGAUCCUCUUGCCGGAGUUGUCACUAAAACUCACAACGCACUAGAAACAGAGAAGGAAGAAAAGCCGUUUGACGCGCCGCUAUCCAUUACUAAACGAGAGCAACUAGAGAGACAGACGGCAGAGAAUUAUUUCUACGUACCAGACCUGGGGCAAGUGCCCGAGAUCGAUGUUCCCUCUUAUCUGCCCGACCUGCCUGGCAUCGCCGAUGACCUCAUGUACAGCGCUGACCUCGGCCCAGGGUUCGCCCCUUCAGGCGCCGUCACCGCGAGCAUGCCGGAGCUGCCCUCUUUUGGCACAGAACCUGACGAAGGCUCCCAGUUUCGUUCCGAGGCUCCUCCGCCUCCACCCCCGCCGCCGCCUCCUCCACCCCCUCCUCUGGAGUCUUCUCAGGUUGCAGCUCCUCCCCAUGGAGCUCCUCCAGCCCCGCCCCCUCCUCCACCACCACCCCUUGCUCCAGAUGACACAGGUGGUGGAGGUGUAUCCACCCAUGCCCCGCCCACAGGUGCAGUAAAAGGCGCCCCUACAGAGGUUCUGCAGCCUUCGGAUGGGCGAGCCAGUCUGCUGGAGUCUAUCCGUAACGCCGGUGGCAUAGGCAAAGCCAAACUCCGCAAUGUUAAAGAGCGGAAAAUGGAGAAGAAGAAACAAAAGGAACAAGUGCAAGUCUCAGCAGCAGCCAGCGGAGGAGAUUUCAUGUCUGAUCUCUUUAAUAAAUUGGCCAUGCGAAGGAAAGGCAUCUCGGGGAAAGUCCCCGGAGGCACAGACUCCACAGAACCACCCGGCAGCGCGUUCGCCAGGAUGUCAGACGUGAUCCCGCCCCUUCCUGCUCCCCACCAGCCGGGCGCAGAAGCCGACGACGAUGACUGGGAGGCGUAGCCAAGAUGGACCACUUAGGAAUGAACGUUUAAGAACUGAAGACGUG
Messenger RNA from Clarias gariepinus (North African catfish), 1596 nucleotides. It is a transcript of the gene wash1, whose product is annotated as WAS protein family homolog 1. Gene Ontology annotation, molecular function: gamma-tubulin binding; alpha-tubulin binding. Gene Ontology annotation, cellular component: early endosome; WASH complex; recycling endosome. The transcript has 11 exons. Lineage: Eukaryota; Metazoa; Chordata; Actinopteri; Siluriformes; Clariidae. The record is from RefSeq and is a predicted model, not a curated record. Bases 111 to 1550 code for a protein of 479 amino acids. Gene Ontology annotation, biological process: exocytosis; endocytic recycling; retrograde transport, endosome to Golgi.